This is a messenger RNA of Paramecium primaurelia, 1044 nucleotides long. The record is from the annotation of a GenBank genome assembly. NCBI's taxonomy places the organism in Eukaryota, Ciliophora, Oligohymenophorea, Peniculida, Parameciidae.
AUGUCAACUUAGUAUAGAAUACCAUCUAACGAUAAUUAUAUUAGAGACUUAGAAAACAUUUCUCAAAGGUAAUAUUGAAUCUAUAGUGAAAAGAGAACGUCAUGGAUUGUUUAAUCAGCCUCCUCCUUUAUUAUUAGGUGAUUAAUAUAACGACGCAUUAAAAAGUAAACAAUUACUUAUAUAAAUUUAGGUUAAGGCAAAGAGAAAGGUAUAUUGGUCAAUAAAAAAUUAUAAAAAAAGCAUGAACCUACAUUAUUUUUGGAGCCUGGAUAUACAACAUUAAAUGAUCCUUACAAAGAUUAAUUUAAAGCCAAAUAAAUUUAUGAUAAAGAAAGAGAAUUAGCAAUUAAAAACCCAAAUUGUUUCAAGCCCAAUGAUCACAUUAAAUCAAUGUAAAUUUAUUCAAUCAUACUCAAAGUAAACAUUCUGAAUUCGAACACAUGAAAGAAUUUAAUGAUAAAGUAUAUAAUACAAGAACUCCAAAAGGAGAUGUUAGAACUUAAGCUAGAAAUUUCUUAACUAAUCCUGCCAAAAAAGGAUUAGGCAGAACAACCACCAAUAAUUUAUUUGGAUAAAUUGAAUAUAUACCUGAUCCAUACGAUAGACAAGAAGAAUUAGAUAGAUAGGAGAGGAUUAAGCACAAGAGCAAGUUUUUACCUGGAACAACUAGAUUUAUUACAACAAGUCAUGGUUAUCGACCAUUUACUGCUGAUGGAAUAUUACUUGAUGGAGCAGGAUAUUUAUCUUGUAAUACUUUAUUCUAAUUAAUAAUUAGAAAAAAAAAGACCUCUAUACAAAGGUGCUCCUUUUAGACCUGCUAAUUAAAAUAAAAAAGGAUUUUAAGGGACAUUUGAAGUGCUUUAAUAUAUGGAAGAAGGUGUUCCAGAUCCUAAAACUAAAUAAAAUACCUUUUAAAAAUUAAGUGCAACAUAAACUUUUGAAAAUCCUUGGAGACCAAAUUCAAAUGGAACUUUUGCACGUCCAUGUCCUAGUGUUUCUUAGCAAAUAAGACAUAGAAGUGUAGGAUCAAAUUAAAAAUAGUGA